UAAUUGCAAGGAUACCGUUGCAAAUCGGAGCCCCCGUGUUGUCAAAACAACCAUACGCAGUCGUUAUAGGCCAUUUUCGUGGCCAUGGCUCGUGCGGCUAGGCUCCACUCACUUCUCUCUUUGCAAGCUCUCUAUCCCACUCUGACUCGUCGGUCGACUUUUUCAGCCGACUUCUUCCAGCUCAGUUGUUUAUGCUCAACCGGCCGGCUGUUCUCCUCCAUGAACGCCUUGAAACCUCCAUUAAAGCCGGUCCUUGCGCAGGCUAAGCGAGGCUUUUCUGUCAACGACGACGACGUAGCUUCUCCUGAUGAUCUUCGAUAUGAGGCACCGCUCAGAAUCGUGGAAUAUCCAGACCCAAUACUGAGAGCGAAGAACAAGCGGAUAGAGUCGUUCGAUGACAAUCUAAAGAAGUUAGUUGGUGAUAUGUUCGAUAUAAUGUACAAAACCGAUGGAAUUGGGCUGUCGGCACCCCAAGUAGGAAUUAAUGUUCAACUUAUGGUCUUUAAUCCAGUCGGCGAACGCGGUGAAGGAGAGGAAAUUGUUCUUGUAAAUCCAAGAGUUAACAAAUAUUCAAAGAAAAUAGUGCUCUUUAAUGAAGGUUGCUUAUCUUUCCCAGGGAUUUAUGCUGAUGUAGAGAGACCAGAAACUAUAAAGAUUGAUGCAAGAGACAUAAAUGGUGCAAGAUUUUCAGUCAGCUUGUCAGGUCUUCCUGCACGGAUUUUCCAGCAUGAAUUUGAUCAUUUGCAGGGUGUACUGUUCUUCGAUCGAAUGAGUGAUGAAGUUCUUGACACUAUUCGUGCAAAGCUACAGGCCUUAGAAAAGAAGUACGAGGAUAAGACAGGAUGUCGUAGUCCUGAAAAGAUUGAAACCCGCCAAAGUAAGAAAGUUGCUGUUGGUUUUGGAAAAGGAAAACCACGAUGAUAAAUGGCUUGACAUGAACAUCAGGCUUUCCAUAUAAAUUGAAGCAGUUUAUAUUCUUUGGCUGCUUGCUUAAUUAGAAAUGUUAGCUGAAUGCUGGCUUGAUGUUGAACUUGUUACUUACGCAAACCUUCUUACUUAAAGAAAAAGUUUGGACACAUGAAAUGUGAAAUGAGUUAGAUGAAAAAGAUUAUAUUUACAAGUUGUCAGUGCUAGAGAGUUGUCCAACCCACUUAUUCUCUAUGGGAAUGUCUAAGGUACUAUUAAUUGUAUUUGUGAAUGUCAAAGGAAGCUUUGUUCAAAGAGUCUAAAGGAGAGAAUUGGAUUCUGAUUUCCUAUCUGUGAUUGUUAGCAAACCGAUUAUGAGUUGGCAGUUUCUAUGAGUCUCUGUAUCUCAUAUUUCAACUAAUCUAUGUUUGUUUAUUUUAUUA
Messenger RNA from Ziziphus jujuba (common jujube), 1349 nucleotides. RefSeq names its product peptide deformylase 1B, chloroplastic. The record is from RefSeq and is a predicted model, not a curated record. Gene Ontology annotation, biological process: peptidyl-methionine modification. Gene Ontology annotation, cellular component: mitochondrion; chloroplast. Lineage: Eukaryota; Viridiplantae; Streptophyta; Magnoliopsida; Rosales; Rhamnaceae. Gene Ontology annotation, molecular function: peptide deformylase activity. The transcript is spliced from 6 exons. Bases 85 to 921 code for a protein of 278 amino acids.